AUGUCGCUCAUCGUUCUUCACCGGAUCAUCAAGGCUGCAGACCAAUUUGCUUUUCCGCAUGGUAUCGAAUUUUGGUAUAUGCUCUUGGACACGAACUCAUCCUUAUAUGAGCUUGCUCCUUCUGGGCCUGACGCGUCAUCAUAUCGCUUAGCGGGUGCACUUAAACCCUUGCCUGUGUGGUGUUACGUCAAUUUCGACCAAAUGCGUCGAGAUGUUGAGCUCAAAAGCGCGGAGCAAGCUCUUCUGAUCCGCUUUCUUGCAAUGUUCAGCCGGCCUUAUUGGCAUACCCUUGGUGACUCUCCAGAUGUUGUGCGUGCUGCAAGAAAGAAACUCAUAUAUCACGACGAAUUCGAUCCGGAAAACCUCGAUCAUGUGUUCGCCAUCUUCGCAAACCGUAUCGUGCUAGAACUGAGUGAUAGGAAGCAAUCGAGCCAAAUCGCUGUACAUGCCAUACACAGUCACAUGCGCCUCCUCACCGAUGUUUCGGAUGGAUUCAUCGUGACCAACGUGCCUUCGGAACCGAUGCUUGCCGUCGCUGCGGCAGAUAUCUUGAAUGGAAACUGGCUCUUAUUCAUCCUCACGCGCGACAAGGUGACACUUCGGAACGGAGGAUCGUUCGUCGAUUGCUCAGAACCUGCUCGACACGGUGUGCGCCCUUUGAAACUGUCAGACUUCCUUACAACCUUGCUUGGCGACGACCUCGGCGUCAAGGAUCAGGACAAGGCUGAUCAGGUCCAGGAUCUUCUUUCUGACGUAGGGAAUGUCUGGAUGAACUUUACUCACUGGACUCAAACCGAUAUCGAUGAAGAAAUCAGCAUCAUCACUCCCGAGUGGCUUUUUGAGCUGUGGUGCCGAGGUGUCGCCGUACAGUGCACCCAUGGUCAGUCGGUAUUCGAUUCGCUGGUCGUCACAUACCGCGGAGACCUCACCCAGCCUUUCGUCAAGAGGUUUCUCGGAUACAUCGUCAUUCACACGAAGGCGCGAAUGGAAGCGUCUGCACUGGAGCCAGCCGCUGGGCUGGCAGGCCCUGUGAUCGAGACCACUGACGAAUCAGGCCAGCCUGUGCGAUAUAAACCCGCCAGCUACAUCGCACUUUUCAUGGACUUUACUGCCGAUAGCACAUACUCUGGCGGGUCUCGCACUGAUAUCCAAUUUGGGAUCCCUAAGAAAUCUUCCGAGGGGAAAUACAGCAGCUGGAUAGGGUAUCUUCAGGACUCCGCGGAGGAAAAACGAUACUGUCUGAACGUUCGGGGGAACGAUAAUCAGAGUUAUCCAGUGAUUACCAAGGAUAUCAAGACUCAGUUUGGUCUGCUUUUCGCGCACACGAUUUCCACGCAUGGGCACUUUACAAAGGCUGCGUGCGCCAUGGAAUCGGCUAUCAACCCUAUAUCAUCAAGACUAUUGGAAACCCUGGUCGACCCGUACCGUUGA
Molecule: messenger RNA, 1431 nt
Organism: Laetiporus sulphureus 93-53
Lineage: Eukaryota; Fungi; Basidiomycota; Agaricomycetes; Polyporales; Laetiporaceae
Exons: 3
Coding region: 1-1431 (476 amino acids)
Source: RefSeq, a predicted model, not a curated record